This is a messenger RNA of Orbicella faveolata, 4676 nucleotides long. Its product is annotated as son of sevenless homolog 1-like. Gene Ontology annotation, molecular function: guanyl-nucleotide exchange factor activity; protein heterodimerization activity. The record is from RefSeq and is a predicted model, not a curated record. Lineage: Eukaryota; Metazoa; Cnidaria; Anthozoa; Scleractinia; Merulinidae. Gene Ontology annotation, cellular component: plasma membrane. Gene Ontology annotation, biological process: Ras protein signal transduction.
CGAUUGAUCGAUGAAUUUAUUGUUUUGAUGUAAUAUUUCCGAGUUUGCUUCCUCUCCUUUGUGUAUCAGCCCACAAACUGCCGAACUAGGUCAUCAGCGCUUGAAAGUCGUUGUUCCGCGUCAAGAUUGUCGCAGCCAAAGGCUGACAGGCCAAUUAUGUAGCUUGCAAAUCCGGUCUUAAAAGAGGAAGCGGUUCUACCUACGCGCGUUCGUAUGAAUCGCUGUCACACUUUUCAUUGGAUCUCAAGAAUGGUGGCUAUUACCGAUUCUGUUAGUUGUGGUUUGGAAUGAUAUGUGAUUACUGCAGUAUAUCAUGCCCAUAUCUGAGUAUGAAAACAAUUUAACCGCCGCAAAAUGGAAGGGAUUGUUUGUACCCGCGCUCAGAAAGGUCCAAUCGCAGGUUCACCCGUCGCUGAAAGUUCACGACGAAGCGCUGGAGUACAUCGAAUCUUUGAUAGUCCAGCUCCUGAAUCACCUGUGUGCUUGCCAGCCUCGUUCAGUGGCGGAUGUUGAAGAACGGGUUAGAAGCACAUUCCCUCAUCCGAUCGAUAAAUGGGCAAUCGGUGAUGCGCAGGCCGCCGUUGAAAAGGGAAAGAAAAAAAGCCCAGUAGUGUUACCGGCGGAUAAAGUUCACCCCAUCAUCAUGAAGGAUAUUCUGGGAUUCAAGGUGGAAUUCCAAGUGAGCCUAUACAUUGUAGCUGUUAUGGAAUACAUAUCUGCUGAUAUCUUGAAGCUGGCCGGCAACUACGUGAAGAACAUCAGACAUGUUGAAAUCACAUGCCAGGACAUCAAGGUGGCACUGUUUGCUGACAAGGUUUUGAUGGACAUGUUCCACCCAGAUGAUGUUGAGACAUCGGUUGAAGCAGAGACGCUGAGCAGUCAAGGUGCUUUGACCUAUGACGAAGUUGUGCGGGAAAUGAUGCUUGCUGAGGGCCAGUACAUCAGAGAUUUAAAUAUGAUUAUCAAGGUUUUCAGAGCACCUUUUGUGGAGGCAAAGGACCUUUUCACCCAUGAGGAUAUUGGAAGGGUUUUCAGCAAUAUCAUUGAUAUCUAUGAGUUCUCUGUGACGUUUCUGGGUUUGUUGGAGGCAGCUAUUGAAGUAGCAGAUGAAGGCAAACAGCCAGCGAUUGGAGAAUGCUUUGAAGAGAUGGCUGAGGGUGCUGAGUUUGAAGUUUACGAGACAUACGCCAGGGAGCAGACUGCUUCAGUUAGCAAACAGUACAGGCAUCUUGGUAUCGGAGGGAAAUUGUCAGAGUUAUUAUUAAGAACUCCUGUCAAUGAAUACUUCAAGGCCAAAGGCCCAGGUUUCAAAGAAGCUGUUCAGUAUUGUCUACCCAAGCUGCUAAUGAUGCCUAUCUAUCAUUGCUUACACUACUUUGAUCUUAUUAAGUUGUUGCUUAGAACAUCACCAGAUGAAGAUGAUAUUGAAAGCUUAGAGCAGGCUCAGAGUGCACUGAGACCACUACAGACAGAGAUGGAGAGAAUUGUCCAAUCCUCCGGAAGUCUGGCAAAGAAAAGAGAGGACAAGUUCACGAGAGCGCAAAAGAGGAAAUCAGGAGCAUUCCGUUCAGCAGCAGUGAUCAUGAAUGAACUGCAAAGGAACAUUGAUGGAUGGGAGGGGAGAGAUAUUUCACAGUCAUGUACAGAAGUAAUGAAAGAGGGAAUCCUUGGUAAAGUUCAUCCCAACAAAAGGGACACUGAAAGAUAUGUUUUUCUUCUUGAUGGCCUGCUGAUUUGCUGCAAACAGAAUACAAGGCAUUCACUAACUGGUCCUUCACCAGAAUACAGACUUAAAGAAAAGUACUUUUUAAGAAAGAUUGAAAUUAACAACCUUGAUGACACAGAAGAUGUAAAGAAUGCUUUUGAGAUCGUUGACAGAGAUCAGCCAAAAGCUGUCUUCACUUGCAAGACGGAGGAGGACAAGAAUGAAUGGAUGUCAGUGCUAAUGACAAUCUACAUGAGAAGCACACUAGACCGAAUGUUGGAUCACCUUCUUUUAGAAGAAGAGAAAGCCAUCCCUCUAAGAAUGCCCGGUCCAGAGGAAUACUGUUUUGCUGUUGACGAUGCUGAAGACAAUAUUGUGUUUGAGGAAGGACAAGGGAGCUCAAGUAAUGCUCCAGUUAUAAAAGGUGGAGCUCUAAUAAAAUUGAUUGAAAGACUGACACAUCACAAGUAUGCAGAUCCAACUUUCGUGAGAACGUUCCUGACGACGUACAGAUCGUUCUGCAAGCCAAGGGAGCUCUUGGACUAUUUGAUCCAAAGGUUUGACAUACCAGAGCCUCCCCCGAGCGAGCUUGAUGAACUUGCUAUGGCCAGGGGGGAGCCUGUUGUCCGUGAAGACCUCAAGAGAUUUAGAAAGGAAUAUGCUCAACCUGUGCAACUGAGAGUUCUGAAUGUUGUGCGACAUUGGGUGGACAAUCACUGCUACGAUUUCGAGCGUGAUUCGGAGUUGUUGACGAAACUCAGUCUGUUCCUGGAGGGAGUCAAAGGCAAGGCAAUGAGACGCUGGGUGGAGUCAAUUAACAAAGUUAUUUCCAGAAAGACAACCAACAGAGAAAGUUUAGCUCCUGAAAUUACAUUUGAGAAGGAGCCGCCGCCGAUUGAGUGGCACAUAGCAGCUUGUAAUGACAUCGAACGGUUCGACAUACUCACGCUGCACCCAAUCGAGAUUGCACGGCAGCUGACUCUCAUCGAGUCAGAGUUGUACAGAGCGGUGCGUCCUUCAGAACUUGUGGGGAGCGUGUGGACGAAGGAAGACAUAAAGCAUCUCACAUCACCGAACCUACUGAGAAUGAUUCAUCAUACAAACAAGAUCACGGUCUGGUUUGAGAAAAGUAUGCUGGAGUUCCCGAACUUAGAAGAAAGAGUAGCAGUUUUAAACAGAGUUAUCGAUAUUCUAACAGUUUUCCAAGAAUUAAACAAUUUCAAUGGUAUUUUAGAAGUAGUUAGUGCAAUCAAUUCGUCGCCUGUUUUUAGACUUCAACACACCUUUGCGGAGUUAUCCGUUCGACGGAGCCAGGCUCUGGAAGAGGCGAAAGAGCUUAGCAACUAUCAUUACAAGAAGUACAUUGAGAAGUUACGCUCGAUCAAUCCACCGUGUGUUCCCUUCUUCGGUAUGUACUUAACAAAUAUCCUGAAGACAGAGGAAGGCAAUCCUGAUUUUCUACCCAAUUAUCCUGAGGGGAUCAUAAACUUUAGUAAAAGGAGAAAAGUGGCAGAAAUAACUGGUGAAAUCCAGCAGUAUCAAAACCAGCCUUAUUGUCUCCAGAAAGAACAUUUUAUCGCGGAAUAUCUAGAAUCAUUGGAUCCGUUUGAAGGACGCAGUGAUACCGAGAUGGAAGAUUAUUUGUAUCAACUUUCUCUGGAGAUUGAGCCGCGAAACUGCAAACAGCUGGUUAAACACCCUCGAAAAACGGACAUUUCGCUCAAGUCACCAGGAACUAAACCCAGCUAUCUGCAGUCCCGCCUGUCAAUCACAUCACAAACUACCUUGAAACGGAGCACCUCUCAAGCGUCCGCCAUUUUCUUACCUGACAGUGACAUGUUUCCUUCAACUACGUCAUUAUCUCCGAGUACGCCGAGGACUUCGUUAUCCUCCAUGACUUUCCUGCCUCCCGACAAUGUCUCGGAAACGAUUCCCGAAUCUCCGUUGUUGGAAGAUUCAGAGCCUGAUUACGUCAACAUCGAGAACUUUCCGGAGAAGGAACCUCCACCCGACAUACCCCCUCGGAAACCGUCAGCUCAGUCGAAGCCUCGGGCGGCUUCCGUUAACGGGGAGAGGUCUUCCGAAGAUGUUACUUCGCCUGUCCACCGGCAAAUGUCGAUGACUCUUCCGGGUGUGCCUCGAAUACCUCCGAAGUCAGUGACAUUAGAGAGGUUUCCGAAUCCUGCUCAAGAGAGCGACGAUGCGCCUCCAAUUCCCCCUAGGGAGAAGGGGACUCGUCGAUCUCCACCUCCCAUUCCCCCUAGGAUACCCUCAGGCCAUGAACCUGUGUUCGCUAAUGAGGAAUUAGCCAAUCACGAGGACGCUCUUCCACCGGCUUUGCCGCCAAAAUCAAGGCGUUCAUGACACUCAUGAGAUGUCGUGACCAAUCACUGCGUGACAAAAAGACUAAAAGGCUAAAAGACUUCCAUUGUAUGGAGUGCCAUUGUAUGGAAAGUAAAUUUGUUUUAAAAAUUGAUUUUAAAACGUAGCUAUAAAUGGCGCGAUUCAUCCCAAGGAAUAUAGUCCUGAUUUUGCUCAGGAGUAGAAUUAUAUAUCUUGCAAAUACAAGGAUAUUUUUUUUUCCGUUUUCGAGAAUAGUGGACUAUGUAACACGUGUACUGAAACAUGAAACAAUUGAACAAUUUUGAAAUCGAGUAGCAGUCAACAAGCUAGCCUGGAUGUUGAUGGAGGCCUGGUACGAGUACUAAUAAAAUGGCAAUAAUUUUACGUUCCUGGUGAACAUCGAAGUUGUGGGUAGGGAGGGUGGGUGUUUUGAGUAUAAAUACAAAUGUGUUCCUGAGGGCAUGCCCCACAAUUAAUCGAUGAGACAAACGCUUCGUUGCGGGAAUCGUUUAAUAAAUUUUGCUUUAUUGCCGAGAGAAACUCGAAGUAAACUGUAAUUCCUAGAAAUAUCAAAUGUUUUUUUAAUGUCCCUCUGAAAAUAAAGAUAAUUCAAUUCCUAGCAGUUUCA